Molecule: messenger RNA, 1180 nt
Organism: Schizosaccharomyces cryophilus OY26
Lineage: Eukaryota; Fungi; Ascomycota; Schizosaccharomycetes; Schizosaccharomycetales; Schizosaccharomycetaceae
Product: ubiquinol cytochrome-c reductase assembly protein Cbp3
Exons: 1
Coding region: 199-1044 (281 amino acids)
Biological process (GO): mitochondrial respiratory chain complex III assembly
Cellular component (GO): mitochondrion
Source: RefSeq, a predicted model, not a curated record
CAAAGUUUCAAAAAUGGGUGGGAGCAUGUCAAAAUGUUACAUUAAUGGAGCCUGCAUUAACCAACACUUAUACCUUGAGAUUUCCUGUUCGCCCUUUCGGAAAAAAGUUAAUCGUUAAGCUAUUUGACUCAUACUCUAAUAUACUUUAAAAAGCGUAAACCUUGAAAUUUUGAGUUAGAGGUACGAACUGAGGGAAUCAUGCUGAAAAGUUGUACACAGCUGCGUUUAGGCUCCGAAGCCAGAUUGAAGUUCUACAAAUUUCAAAGCAAUCGGAUUACCCCUAUAAGAGGUUUACAUAAUGCCUCUGUUUUAUCCAAGGAAACCGCAGGAAAGGCAAAGGUGAAUUCCCUUAAUGAUUCAAAGUAUAAACCAUUAACUCCCCCAAAAGAUCCAAGAAACAUCUCCCCUCCUAAUAGCUUUUUAGCUAAAGCGAGUUUAUUAUUUCAAAAAAUUAUCUCGCCAAAACAGAACAUGUUUUUUGAGGCUACCAGUACUGCGAGAUAUUUCUAUUAUGAAGCUUCACGCCAAGCAACUCCAGAAAGGGAUUCCCAAGAUGCAUUUCAGUUUUGGUUUCGCAGGUGUGAAAUUCCAAUGACAUUUCAAUCUUGGUUUCAAAUCACACAAUUGCACCUUUGGAUUCUUCAAACACGGAUUCGCGCCCUUCAGCCACAAGAAAAACAGGCGCUCUCACAGGCUUUAGUAACUCGUUUUUUUGAAGAUAUGGAAUUCCGCAUUCAUAAAGAUUAUAGGAUUAAUAGCGAUCGUAUAACAGGAAUGUAUUUGAAGGAUCUAUUUCAACAACAAACAGGUGCCAUUUUUGGAUACGAUCAAUCAAUGUUAGGUAACGAUGCGGUUUUGGCGACCGCGAUUUGGAGAAACCUGUUUGCUGGAAGUCAUAACUUAGACUUGACUAUCCUAGCAGAGAUUGUCGCUUUUGUGCGUUUGAACGUUUUUGAACUAUCGAAGAUUUCAAAUGACGAAUUCAUGAGUAGUAGAGAUGCCUUAUUCAUUCCACCGGGUCAGCAAAUUGAAAAGGUUUAUUAAUGAACUUAUAAUACAAAAGACCCGCUGAAGUAAUUUGAGAGUCGAAAUUAUCAAUUGUUAACCUUUGUUAGCUUCUUUAGCCCGAUAUAAAAACAAUAAAUCAACGAUAGCUUGAGAACAUAUGUGUAAAAAAUAG